UUUGUUUAAACUAUACAUCUCAGAAAAAAGGAUCAAAUAUUUUCUCAAAGAAUCCAUGGAGGUUACUCAAUAUCAUCAAAGUUUUAAUGAAGGUUCGAGUUAUAGGGUUUCCAUGAACAAGAACUCACAAGUAAUAUCCAAGAUCAAGCCCAAGAUUCGCAUCAUCCACAUAUUCGCUCCUGAGGUCAUCAAGACUGACGUCAAGAAUUUUCGUUCACUCGUCCAAAGUCUAACCGGAAAACCCACAGCCGGAGAAGUUAAAACCGAUAAAAAGAGAGCCAACCCGAGAGUUUCGACGUCUCAAGAACCGGUUUGCAGCGAUCAUCAGCCGGCUAAUCGGCUAACGGGUUUCACAGGUUUAUUAGCAAACGGAGGAAACCAUCAGGUGAAAGAAGAAUGGGGAUCUGGUGAUCAUAAGCGUACGUCCAACACAAACACUUACUUUGACCUAGAAGGUUUGAUUCAAGAUGUAGGAGAAGAUUACUUCUCUUCGUUUCCCGUGAGAUCAUCUUCUUCUUCACAAGUGGAAGGUUUCAUCUUCAACAACAACCACAACACCAACAACAACUUCGAUGCAAAGGGUCAUAAUUCGUCAUAAAUAAUGACUGUUAAUUUCUAGAGUUUUCUGAUUUUGCAAUCGCAUUGGUUUGAUGAGUUAUAAUCGUUUGAGGCAUGAAAGCAAACGAAGAAGACUAUGUUUUUUAGGAACAAAGGCAUAGAAGUUAUAUUUUGAGUUUGAUGGGUACGUACAAUGACAACUGGAUUGUUUUUGGUAGACUGACUUUGCCAAGGCUGGGGGUUGUAAUAAAAAGUUUAAUUUAUGUGCAGCCCUUCCCAGAGAAGUGACUGUAUCUAAUUAAGUGGUGCCUGUGGGUCAGGUGCCUGUGGGUCAAAAAACCCUAGUUGUUUUGGUUUGUAACUUCAUUGAUGUGCUACUAUAUAUUGGAUGUGUAAUAAAAAUUC
Brassica oleracea var. oleracea is the source of this 963-nucleotide messenger RNA. Its product is annotated as VQ motif-containing protein 18-like. The transcript has a single exon. Gene Ontology annotation, cellular component: nucleus. The record is from RefSeq and is a predicted model, not a curated record. NCBI's taxonomy places the organism in Eukaryota, Viridiplantae, Streptophyta, Magnoliopsida, Brassicales, Brassicaceae. Bases 56 to 598 code for a protein of 180 amino acids.